Molecule: messenger RNA, 498 nt
Organism: Austrofundulus limnaeus
Lineage: Eukaryota; Metazoa; Chordata; Actinopteri; Cyprinodontiformes; Rivulidae
Gene: ndufs6
Product: NADH:ubiquinone oxidoreductase subunit S6
Exons: 4
Coding region: 43-432 (129 amino acids)
Biological process (GO): mitochondrial electron transport, NADH to ubiquinone
Cellular component (GO): respiratory chain complex I
Source: RefSeq, a predicted model, not a curated record
UUCUUCUUCUGCUUGGCUGUGUGGGGUCAGGCUGUUGUAAACAUGGCGGCCGCAGCGGGCAGGCUUCUGUCCUUCAGUAGAAACGCAAAGGUACUGGUUUCACCUUUGCGGACCAUUGCAACACCUGUUCACCGCAGCAGUGUAGAGGUUUCAACUACCGGAGAACCUAUAACUCACACCGGUCAGGUGUUUGAUGAAAACGACGUAAGGAGAGUCCGAUUCGUUGGAAAACAGAAAGAGGUGAAUAAGAACUUUGCCAUUAAGCUUGUGGCAGAAGAACCAGUGAGACACGUUGAGACCAGAGUGGUGUCGUGUGAUGGAGGCGGCGGAGCUCUUGGACACCCCAAAGUUUAUAUAAACUUGGAUAAGGACACAAAAGUGGGCACAUGUGGCUACUGUGGACUGCGGUUCCAACAGAAUCACCAUCACUGAAAUGCUGUCUCUGCUUCAAUGUAUAAACUACAAUACUGGUUAAUAAAUUAUGUCUCACCUGUUUAA